Oryza sativa Japonica Group (Japanese rice) is the source of this 2160-nucleotide messenger RNA. RefSeq names its product 9-cis-epoxycarotenoid dioxygenase NCED1, chloroplastic-like. Gene Ontology annotation, biological process: carotene catabolic process. The record is from RefSeq and is a predicted model, not a curated record. Gene Ontology annotation, molecular function: carotenoid dioxygenase activity. Gene Ontology annotation, cellular component: chloroplast stroma. Lineage: Eukaryota; Viridiplantae; Streptophyta; Magnoliopsida; Poales; Poaceae.
UAGCACGAAUCUGAAAGGGACAGCCUCUCUUAGCAAGAGAGGCCUUUAUAAAUAGCCGCACGGUUAAUCUCACAACUCAGUGCAGUAGUAGUAGCAUGCAAAGGAUUUGCCCUGCUCACUGCUCGGUCACUCACUCACUCACCAUGAAGUCCAUGAGGCUUUCCUACAUCCCUCCUGCUGCUUCUGCUGCUCCACAGAGCCCCAGCUAUGGCAGGAAGAAGAACGCCUCCGCCGCUCCGCCAUCGGCUGCCGCCUCCACCACCGUUCUCACCUCCCCGCUGGUGACCACCACCCGCACUCCGAAGCAGACCGAGCAAGAGGACGAGCAGUUGGUAGCCAAGACCAAGACUACGAGAACUGUUAUUGCUACGACGAAUGGCAGGGCGGCGCCGAGCCAGUCUCGGCCUCGCCGCCGGCCUGCCCCCGCCGCCGCGGCGUCGGCCGCUUCGCUGCCGAUGACGUUCUGCAACGCGCUGGAGGAGGUGAUCAACACGUUCAUCGACCCGCCGGCGCUUCGGCCGGCGGUGGACCCGCGGAACGUGCUGACCAGCAACUUCGUGCCCGUGGACGAGCUGCCGCCGACGCCCUGCCCCGUCGUGCGCGGCGCCAUCCCGCGCUGCCUCGCCGGCGGCGCCUACAUCCGCAACGGGCCCAACCCGCAGCACCUCCCGCGCGGGCCGCACCACCUGUUCGACGGCGACGGCAUGCUGCACUCCCUCCUCCUCCCGUCGCCCGCGUCGUCCGGCGACGACCCCGUCCUGUGCUCGCGCUACGUGCAGACGUACAAGUACCUCGUGGAGCGCGACGCCGGCGCGCCCGUCCUGCCCAACGUCUUCUCCGGCUUCCACGGCGUGGCCGGGAUGGCGCGCGGCGCCGUCGUGGCGGCCAGGGUCCUGACCGGGCAGAUGAAUCCGUUGGAGGGCGUCGGGCUCGCCAACACCAGCCUCGCCUACUUCGCCGGCCGCCUCUACGCGCUCGGCGAGUCCGACCUCCCCUACGCCGUGCGCGUCCACCCGGACACCGGCGAGGUGACCACGCACGGCAGGUGCGACUUCGGCGGCCGCCUCGUCAUGGGCAUGACCGCGCACCCCAAGAAGGACCCCGUCACCGGCGAGCUCUUCGCGUUCCGCUACGGCCCCGUGCCGCCGUUCGUGACGUACUUCCGGUUCGACCCGGCCGGCAACAAGGGCGCCGACGUGCCCAUCUUCUCCGUGCAGCAGCCGUCGUUCCUGCACGACUUCGCCAUCACCGAGCGGUACGCCAUCUUCCCGGAGAUCCAGAUCGUGAUGAAGCCCAUGGACAUGGUGGUGGGCGGCGGCUCGCCCGUGGGGUCGGACCCCGGCAAGGUGCCCCGCCUCGGCGUGAUCCCGCGCUACGCCACCGACGAGUCGGAGAUGCGGUGGUUCGAGGUGCCGGGCUUCAACAUCAUGCACUCGGUGAACGCGUGGGAGGAGGCCGGCGGCGAGGAGCUGGUGCUGGUGGCGCCCAACGUCCUCUCCAUCGAGCACGCCCUGGAGCACAUGGAGCUAGUGCACUCCUGCGUCGAGAAGGUGCGCAUCAACCUCCGCACCGGCGUCGUCACGCGCACCCCGCUCGCCGCCGGGAACUUCGACUUCCCCGUGAUCAACCCGGCUUUCCUCGGCCGCCGCAACAGGUACGGCUACUUCGGCGUCGGCGACCCCGCGCCCAAGAUCGGCGGCGUGGCCAAGCUCGACUUCGACCGCGCCGGCGAGGGCGACUGCACCGUGGCGCAGCGCGACUUCGGGCCCGGGUGCUUCGCCGGCGAACCGUUCUUCGUGGCCGACGACGUCGAGGGCAACGGCAACGAGGAUGACGGGUACUUGGUGUGCUACGUCCACGACGAGGCCACCGGCGAGAACCGGUUCGUGGUGAUGGACGCGCGGUCGCCGGACCUGGAGAUCGUCGCGGAGGUGCAGCUGCCCGGACGCGUCCCCUACGGCUUCCAUGGCCUGUUCGUCACGCAGGCCGAGCUCCAGUCACAGCACCAAUGAUACAAACCAACGUAGCAAUGUAUAGAAUUCACGUAUACAUUUUCCAUACGAAAUUACGAGUUACUGUGGAACACGUAGUAUAAGUGCACACAUACUUCGAGAAAAUUAUGUAGAGUACAUAUGAAAUGAAAGAAUGAUUUUAACUACA